AUCGUUCAACUUCAAGUGGUACAUCCUCGUUUAAGCCCAGCCGAUCACUGGUUUCUAUUCCCACUGCCCAUGUGAUGCCGUCUAAUGCCAGCUCUUCACUUUCCAAGCACAGGGAAGCUUUCAAGUCUGAUGGCUCAAAAUGGAGUACAAGCUUUGUACGGUCAGGAGGAGGCAGAAAUCAGGGUGCCCUGGACAAUUCUCUUGACAUGAAAGAUGCAAGACCUGUAAGAAAAUGGUCCUCCUUGUCUAAACUCAGCUCACCAAAUACCUUCAGCCAAGAUGGCAGUAGUCAUUCAGUGGACUCCAGGGCUAGUACGGACAAAGCUGUGUCACCACAAUUAAGGACAAAUGGGCCAAGUUGUUUGCAUGACAGCAUGGAGUUGCUAAAAAUUGAGGACAAAGAAAUGGGGAAAAAACGAUCUUCUCUACUGGACUGCAAAUACAAAUUUGAAACGUGCAGCAAAGACGAUUUUGUUUCAGAUUCCUCAAGUAGGAGACAUGCCUUAGACUUGACCUACAGUGCCUUACCUGAAAGCAAACCUAUGGCAGCCAGUUGUGAAACUUUUGGACAGAGAUACGCAACUCUGGGACAACAGGCUGUGAGCGGAGCUCCCAUACAGCCAGCAGUGAGGACUCAAAUGUGGCUUAAAGAACAGUUACGUGCAAACCCCCUGGACUGCAGGACUGCUGAGGAGCCCUAUGGCGUAGCUGCGUGGCACAUGCAGCAGCCUGAAGAUUUUAGAACGGGAGGUGAACAGCCUGUGCAGCUGGACACAGGUAGCUCUUAAGAGAGUCUUUGGUCACAGUGCAGUGGGGGAAUGCAAAUAUAUUUUGAUCUGAAUGGAUUUACAAAGAGGCUGCAUUUAUGUGUUCACUGA
Molecule: messenger RNA, 878 nt
Organism: Pelecanus crispus (Dalmatian pelican)
Lineage: Eukaryota; Metazoa; Chordata; Aves; Pelecaniformes; Pelecanidae
Source: RefSeq, a predicted model, not a curated record